AUGAUAAUCAACUUUAUAAGUAUUCAUCUAUACUGCUAUGAAUGCAUUUCUUUCAAUAAUAUUCCCCUUCUCUUUGUUUAUUCUCUUUUAAUUCAGCGUUUAUUCACAGUUAUAUUAGAAGCUUAUGAUUUAGUGAAUCGUAAUGAGAAGUAUUUAAUUGAUCGAGCUAUACAUCGUGGUCUAUUACGUCCAUUAAUUUCUUCAAGGAAAUCAUUAAAUCUCUCCACAGAUUGGCAUCAAGUUACUAUAUCCACACAAUAUUCUGAUUAUACAUUUUGUAUUCAAUUAACAUGUGAAUGA
Molecule: messenger RNA, 300 nt
Organism: Schistosoma rodhaini
Lineage: Eukaryota; Metazoa; Platyhelminthes; Trematoda; Strigeidida; Schistosomatidae
Source: the annotation of a GenBank genome assembly